This is a messenger RNA of Chironomus riparius, 973 nucleotides long. The record is from the annotation of a GenBank genome assembly. NCBI's taxonomy places the organism in Eukaryota, Metazoa, Arthropoda, Insecta, Diptera, Chironomidae.
UGGCAAGCAAGUCGAGGUGUAGUCAAAGAUCUGAUAAAUAAUUGCUUAAAGUUUUAAUAAUUUAUACUCAAAAGUCAGCACAAUGAUUGCGAAAGUAUUAGUUCUAUUGUGUAUUUUAUCAGUUUCCUGUGCACAAAAGACCCCAGUCUUUAUCUACUAUGAGAGUUUAUGCCCUGACAGUCAAGCAUUUGUGACAAAACAACUGUACCCAACAAUGAAGGAUUUAAAGGACUAUGUGGAUUUACAUUUGAUUCCAUUUGGCAAAAGUUCAUAUAGAACUCAAGGAUCAGACACAAUAUUCGAUUGCCAUCACGGCGAAAUUGAAUGCUACGGGAAUAAAAUCCACGCGUGUGCUAUAAGUCACAUUCAAGUUGAUUCCUUCCAAAUGGAACACACGAGAGAGUCGCUCAUUGUUGAUUACAUCACAUGCUUAAUGGGUGGCGUUUUUAAAGACGAAGCUUAUGCUGACUUAGCUAAAGAAUGCGCAACGAGAACUCAAGUUAAGAAAUUUGAAUCUAUUGAGAAUUGUGCAAACAGCACUGAGGGAUCAGAUUUAUUGAAAGAAAUGGGAGAAAAAACAAACAAAUUCCAACAGCCAUUGAAAUCAGUUCCAACAAUCACAAUUCGUGAGUCAUUCGACUUACAAGUCCAACAAGACUCCCUCAACGACUUUGCAAGAACCGUUUGCAUUCAUUUACCAAAACCAACACCAAAUGUAUGCCGUACCUACAACGCAGCAACAAGCAUACAAGCCUUUACUGCACUUUUCACCGUACUUAUUGCCGCUGCACUCCAUUUGAUGAAGUAAAGCACCAAACCAUUUCUUUUUUAAACAGUAUUUAAAAUGCUUUUAGAAUCUCAUUGUGUUAUUCUAUCAUUCCAUAAAGUUAAAUGUAUUAAAAGUGACUUUUUUUCACGCACAAAUUUUUAAAAUAAAUUCAAAAAACUUAAAUAAUAAAAAUAACUAGGUUAA